Pangasianodon hypophthalmus (striped catfish) is the source of this 4151-nucleotide messenger RNA. It is a transcript of the gene ifnlr1, whose product is annotated as interferon lambda receptor 1. The transcript has 7 exons. Gene Ontology annotation, molecular function: protein binding. Lineage: Eukaryota; Metazoa; Chordata; Actinopteri; Siluriformes; Pangasiidae. Bases 159 to 1985 code for a protein of 608 amino acids. The record is from RefSeq and is a predicted model, not a curated record.
CACACACACACACACACACACACACACCUGCUAAAGGGCACUUCUUUACCCUGGAUUCUUCAGAGAUGGAACAGAGAUAGAAGACGGCUCAUGGCUCAUGUCUGUCCCGGACACAGGGGGGAAAGAAGACUAAAAGAUGUGUUUUUGUCCCAAUUCUGAUGAAAAAUUGCUCUGAAUAUCUGUGGAGUCCUGUGAGGGAAAUCAAAACUACUAGUCUUUGUUUUUUUUUUUCCUUGAACUCUGCUAUGGAUCUGGAUUUGUGGCCUCUAAGAGCACUUUUCCUGCUUGUCUGGUGUUCAGGCUUCUGUUGCAAUGGUUGCAAUAUGACAAAGGUGUAUUUUGAUUCCCGCAAUUUUCACACCAGGGUCCGCUGGGAUGAAGUGAAAAUCCCAGGCCAAGAAGUUCGCUAUAGCGUCAGAUUUCACGUAUAUGGAGAGCGAUACAAGCUGAUGAUUGGAUGCCAGAAUAUCUCUGAACCUAUCUGUGAUCUCAGUUCUGUGAUGACGGACAUUCGCGCUAAAUAUUUUGUCAAGAUCAUGGCGGAUGAGUUAUGCCUCGGCGAAUACACACACUUCAUCCCCUUAGAAAAAACUUCUCUGGAAGCUCCAAAGCUGUCCGUGAUAACGGUAGGGUCCUCUCUCACCGUAACACUCACAACUCCCAUGGGGCCUUGGAACCACUCAAUUAGGGAGAUCAGCUGUUGGGAAAGGUGCCAGGAUUCUGGGAAAUCAUCUGUUAACUACAUUGUCAGUCUCACACACCCAGAGUCUGAAGCUAGAAAGGUGUUUCAGAACACGUCUGGCAUGAUUACACUGAGUCAUCUACACGUGAACACGGAGUACUGUGGCAUUGUGUUGUAUGAGCUCACCCAUCCCUCCAUAAAACGACAGAGUGAAAACACCACCUUCUGUGUGACUUUGCCAGCUGCAGACAAGCCCUGGAUUCCUGUAUUCAUCAUCUCUGCAUUAGUAGCUCUUUUCCUCUUGAUCACCUUGGCGUGGAUUUUGUGCCAGCAGCACGUCACAAGGAAGAGGAACCUGCCCAAGGCGUUGCACAUCAUGUCGAUGAACACCACUCCUAAUUUCAACCCAGAUCCUAAAGUGGAGAUAACCACUGUGAUGGUAUACACUAAACCUCCAUGGAAUACUGUCAAGUCUGAUCUAGCCUUACCUGAUUCCUUACCUGAGUCAAAAGCUGUGAGCAAUGCAGGUUACGCAGCCCAGGACUACCAUGACCAAGAUUGGCACUGUCAUUCUUACACUAAUGAACAGGUGGCACCAGUUAGUGACCGGAGUGCUGAAUCCUGCACCAGUUAUAGCAUGGUGGUGGGUGUGAUGGUACCCCAGGAUCGAGAGGAGUUGUCCAGUUGUGCUAACGACAGUGGGUUAGGAGACUCCAUCAGCCCUGGAUUGUCCUCUUGCACAGAAGAGGAUCUAUUCCAGGUCAUAUCUAAUGCAGAACCAGAAGAAGACCUGGACAUGAUAGAGCCAGACUCCACCAGUGAGCUUUUGGUGCUGCCAGUGUCACGGGGCACCAAUGGGAUACUGCAGUUCUCCAGCUUAGCAUUCCAUCCUCUGGCUUCAACUGUAAACCACAGCUCAGAGAUUGUGCCUCUUGUGGCAAGGUCAACAACAGCUGGAGAGAGGACUCUUUUGUUGACAGAUCUUGUCUCCAUGGAUGACUUACACUGGACAGACAAUGAAACAAGUUCUGAUUACAGGAAAGCCUACCUACCAAACGGGGUGCCUCAGAGCUGCUCGGAGUUACCCUCUAGUAAAACUAUUUCCACAAUUCUGUUAUCUGACUCUACAUCCAACUAUAGAGAAAACUGGGUACCGGGAAUCCUACCAGAUCCCCUGCCAAAUGACAGGAACUGCAUUGUGAGUGACAAUCAGCUACAUGAAUUGGCUGAACCAGAAGAGGGUGUAGGUGAAUCACCAUCAGCAACCUUUUUAGGUGGAUGGAUGGUGCAAAUCCAAGGAUAGUAUCUUUUUUUUCUUAAGCAUUGGCUCUGACUCUUAGUGCUGGCUUAAAAAGAAUUAUUUAGCCAUCCACAAUCAUGUUGUUAAUGAAGAAUGAAAACCACUCACUAGGCAAUGGCUAUAUUUAAAAAACAUAACUUUUGGUCAGGUAUGAGUAGCAGAUGUUAGGUAGGAAUUGGACUUCAGGAAGGGUGAAGGAGACUGAAACAACUCUUGAGUGCUUGCUAAUGAGGAGAGAACAUUUCCCAUAUGUCUCAUGUCUCAUAUCUAUGGCCUUUGUAGUGGUACUCACAGCUAAGCCUGUAGGAUUACAGCAUCACACCAUUUGGUGUUUAAGAUGCUCCAGCACUUGUACCACACAUCUCAGCUAAAGUUCAUUAGCCAACUGUCAAACAGUUGAAGAAGAUGUGUUAAACUUUAGUAACACUAAGCAGUGUAGUGAAGUAACACUUGUGUGGAAUGUGAUGGAACAGUGGAAACUGGUUUACUUUUUGCACCAAAUACAUUGUUUAGGUUUUGCAGUUUGACUCUAUAGCCAAAAGUUUGGGGACACCUAGCCCUCAAUACCCAUAUGUGCUCUCCCUUUAACUUUAUCUGCCCCUAUAACAGCCUCCACUCUGGGAGUGGGAAGGCUUUCUACCCAUUCAGCUACAAGUGCAUUAGUGAGGUAAGACACAGAGGUGAACACAGCUGGUGUACAGUCAGCAUUCCAAUUCAUCCCAUAGGUGUUCAGUGGGGUUGAGGUCAGGGCUCUGUGCAGGCCACUCGAGUUCUUCCACUCCAACCUUGGCAAAGCAUAUCUUUGCUUUGUGCACAGCAGCAUUGUCAUGCUGGAAGAGGUUUGGGCCCCUUAGUCCCAGCGAUAGGAAAACGUAAUGCUACAGCAUACAAAGACAUUCUAGACAAUUGUAUGUUUUGUGGCAAUAGUUAGGGGAAGGCUCACAUAUGGGUGUGAUGGUCAGGUGUUCACAUACUUUUGGCCAUAUGGUGUAGCUCAGGUAGCAGCCAAACAUCUAGCCAACAUAACUUAACUAACUAACUAGGAAGAUGUUAUGAGAAUGUGUUUUUUAUGUGUUUAUUUAUUUCCUGUUUUGACAUGGCAGAAGUCAUUUGCUGACUGUAAAUUAGCACUGUGUUUCCUGGCGAAACAAUGCCGAAAGCUAAUCAGGUGAAAGUGAGAACAUUGGUGUAUGAGAAUGGAAUGAGCAUACAACAAAAAAUGAUGAUGUAGUAGUGACGACGUCAUAAUUAGCCAACAUGUUGGAUGGUUGUUAAGACAUAAAUUGUAUACAUUAUUCUAAAGUUUACUGUGUCAUUUGGCUGUACAUGUCUGUGGCAUUACAAAUUACCUACAUUAUCUCAAACGAAUGUCAUGAGCCAGUUAUGAUAAUGGUUAGGAACUCUGAUUGUAGUCACAUUUCUGGAAUUCAAAUGAGCUUCAGAUGAUUUUUCACCUGACUUCCAGUAAAGACUUGCAGAGAUCAAGCCAUUAUCAAGAGGUUUUUUUUUUUUUAAUUUAGCUAACUCUCUGAUUAGAAUCAUGAUUGUUAUCAGGAAUUUUUUUAAGUCAGUGUUUUAGAACUUCUCUAAAAAACAAUUUCAACCAGUCACUGUAAGCUUCACUUACUUAUACCUCAUAGCUGCAGUGCAAAACUAAAGAUAUUUUGCAUUGCAAACUUCAAACACUAAAUGUUGUGUUUAGAAAUUAAUUACUAUUCUUUUUUUUGUUGUUCUUUUUUUUGCUUACGUACUAGUUUAAGUAUCACUGAAGAAGCAUUUCUAAUUGAUUUCAUUUCUAGAGCAUCUACAUAUGAAGUGGGAAAAUAAAACAUGACUGAUAGACUCGUUUACUGUUUGUGUUUGAUUCACCUGUAACUUUGUGUUUUGUUGUACCAGUGUUGUGUUAUUCAGCAACAUUCUACACAUAACCUGUUGCAUAUACAGUUUUCUUUGUUAAUCUUUGUCUAUGGAAUAAUACUUACGCUGAAAUAUUAUUGUCACAUGCUGAUGUGUUGGGAACUCCCAUCUCAGACAAAGCAGCUAGAGUUUCUCAGGCUUUGGGUGUGGAUGAUCCUUUGGGAGGCUUGCUGUGUUUUCCAUCUAUGAGCACAGAGCACAACUUCAACCACACUAAUUCAAAUUUAAACAUAAUAAAAUGGACAAAAGCGU